GUCUGUGUUGCAGCAAGCUAAAUCCUUCGGAGCUCUCCAAUCCUUCAGUUUGUCAAGUGAUCAGCGAUCAGCAAAAGUGACAAGCAAGAUGAACAGAAUCCUGCUGUUGGUGGCCUUUGCGGCAAGCGUUGUGGCGGCUGCAAGGAUACCUACGAAUCCGGACAGGGUUCAGACUCUGGGUAUUGACCGCUUCUCCUUGGAGGAUCUGCAGCGCCAAAAGUUCAUCCUGGACAUCGUCAAGAAUAUUCGCCAGCCUCUGCAGCAGAUUGAACUCAUCAAUCUGGAUGUGGGUCUGGUGGCUGACGGUCAGCGUUACUACGGCGGCAUUGAUGAGUUGAUGCAGAGCGUCAUCGAUCUGGAUCGCCAGCGUGGCCUCGUGGACGAGCACCAUGUGUACUCUGUGGGUCGUUCCGAGGAUGUGAAGCAGCUGCGCGGCAUAUACCGCUUGCUGGUUCGCGCCCAGGACUUUGAUACCUUCAGCCGGAACGUGGUCUACCUGCGCCGCAACAUUAAUCCCGUCCUGCUGCUCAAUGCCUUGGCUCUGGCCAUUCGCGAUCGCGUGGACACUCAAAAACUGAUCCUGCCCGCUGUCCAGGAGCUGCUCCCCGAACUGUAUCUGGAUGAGGAAGUGAUUCAGCAGGUGCGCGGAGCCGUGAGGGAGCAAACUCCGCGCCCCUCGCUCAUGGACAUUGUGGGUACGCGCCAGCGGGCCAGUAACCCUUUGUGGAGCAUGCUGAUGCCCUGGAGGGAGAUUCACAUGCAGAUGGCUCAGAGGAAGCAGCAGCCCCUCCAGAAAGUUUUUGGCCAGAAACGCGUCGUUGUUCGUGUCGACAGCCAGGGACAGCUGGAGAAAACCUCUCUGCUGACCGACGAUAUUGAGUUGCAGAACCUUGUCCAAAAUCUCAUCCAGGAAAUAGCCCUUUUGGAGGACGUUACUCAGGUCGGGCAAAGACAACGGAUCAACAAUCAACGAGGGGCAAUCGAAGAGGGGCAAUGGAUCGGUCGUAAUCGCGUGCAGUUCCAAGAUAACAACCAGGAAAGGUAUCAAGGUCAGGAUGCGGAUACUGGACGCCUACUCCGCGUGAGUCGCCGCCGCCUUCUGGAGCAGCAGGACCAAGACCAGGGUCAGAGCAUCUAUGGAAACCAGAACGAGCGAUUCCAGCGACUCCUCCGCCGGGAUGACGACAACGACGACGACGAUCAAGAUAUUCGCUUGGGUCGUGUCCAGCUGCAGCGUGGAAUCAGCCAGGGAUAUCUCGGCGCUAGAGGAGUUCGAAACCUGCCCACCGUUAGCGUGAACAGUGACCGUCUGCUCCACGUGAGCCGCCGCCGGUUGAACGCCAUUCAACAAAACCAGGAGCAGGAUCAGCUGAACGGUCGCCAACGUUUUAUAGGUCUGGUUGGAGGAGAACGCCUAAGUGAGCGCCGUCGCGUUGGUCAGCUGGACGAUGUGCGUCAGGAGCGUCCGAUAAACCGUCAACGCCAGAACAUAGCUCAGGCCGAGGAGGAGCAGAACUACAACUUCAAACAAGGUCGCAAUUCGGGAGCAUUCCAACAGGAGCGUCAAACCUAUGCCGACCAGCUAGAGAGCGUGAGCCGCGACGAUGAGCGGUUGGUGCAUAUUAACCGACGCCGCCUUAACCAGGACAACCAGAACAACCAGGACAUCCAGCAACAGCAGAUUUAUUAUCCCCGCAGGAUUAACUCCAUUGGCGAGGGUCGCCGCGUCAUCGGUGGUCGCCCCAUUCAGGAUGAGGACAUUCUGAAGCUGAUCCGCGGCGAAAACCGUCUGAAGCUGAUGACCGACGAUGAGAUCCUUGAUAUGCUCAAGAGGAACCGCCAGCAGCGUCAGCAGAAUCACCAAUACGACGAUGACGACGAUGACAACAACGAUGAUGAGGAUGUGGUGCGCCGACAGGGACUACGAAACCGCCGCAGCCUUUCCACUUCCCGUCAGCAGAAUGAUCGCCGCAGCGAGAUUCUCCUACACAAUCUUCGCCAGCUGGUGGCCCGCCUGAAUCAGGAAAGCAUCGCCCAAGAAGAACAGUUCGGACAGAAGGAAAUCGAACAAUAUGCCCUCCACUUGAACCAAAUCCAAAUCGAUGCCGAGCGCAGCCGUGAAGUCUUCGGCCAGAUCGGCCUGAUUGAGCAGCGUCUCAAGGAGGUUCUUGGUCAGGGACAGGUGAAUGUCGGCUCGCUGCGGGGCCAGAUGAUCGAUGAAGUCCAAGUGGAAUCCCUGAUCGCCGAUGUACUCUUGGGUCGCCGUGGUCCGGUGGGCAUCAUGACCGUCAUCCGUCAGAUGGUCCGGGACAACAGCGGUGAGCAAAGUGAUCGUACCGGCUUGGGCAUCCGCAUUAGCGAUCCCAUCGUGCAGCUCGCCCUGCGCCAGAUUAUAAGGGUCGCGGACGAACAGCGCGACCAGAUCCUUGGAGCAUACCGCCAGGAGCAACUGCAGAUGCGCGGUGUUUCGAUCAAUGAUGUUCGUGUGGACCAACUGCGCACUCGCAUCGAGGAGUAUGACUUGGACCUUAGCAACUUGGUCGAGCAGCAGGAUCGGGGUAUCCAGCAGGAGGUUGUGGGACGCCAGCGUCGCCUCAACAACAAGGCCUUCACCAUUGACAUGGACAUCACCUCGGAUCAGGAUCAGGAAGCCAUUAUUCGCGUCUUCCUUGGCCCCACAGAGGAUGAAUGGGGCAGGCAGAGAGCUUCCCUAGAUGAGCGCCGCCGUGACUUUGUCCUUCUGGAUGCCAUCCAAGUGCAGCUGGAGAGUGGACGCAACCGCAUUCAGCACAGGUCCAUCGAUAUCCCGUGGACCACUCGCGAUGUGACGCCUCUGGUGCAGAUCUACCGCCAAGUGAUGCUGCAGUUGAAUGGCCAGCAGGGGCAGCAGGUCCUGGGCAUCCAACAGCUGGUCGGCGAGAACGGACGCUUCCCCCAGAACUUGCUGCUGCCCAGUGGAAGGCCCAAUGGUCUGCCCAUGCAGCUCCUGGUCGUUGUUUCUCCUCUGGCUGAGCUGCAGGUGCAGGACAUCGUUCCCGAGGUCACCAUUGGCAUUGGAUCCGCUUCUCUUCAAGAUGCCCGCCCAUUGGGUUAUCCCCUGGACCGUCCCAUCCGCAGCGAGCAGGAGCUCCUGCAGUUGACCAAUGUCCUUCUUAAGGAUGUGGUCAUCACUCAGGAGAACUAAGUUCCCAAUAGAAAGUUAUAAGCAAGAAAAUCCGAUCGUCCGACCAGCUGCUUUUCCAUGGACCCAUCCGAAUCCCCUAUCGAACCCUAGUUUUAAUCAAUCGAUCAAUUAUUAAAUCAAUUUAAAAUAGCAAGGAGUUAAAUACUUGUGUAACACUUCUAUAUAUGUAAUAAACGUCUUUGCAAGCAAUGCAAACAAGCAUUAAA
Molecule: messenger RNA, 3390 nt
Organism: Drosophila erecta
Lineage: Eukaryota; Metazoa; Arthropoda; Insecta; Diptera; Drosophilidae
Gene: Fbp1
Product: fat-body protein 1
Exons: 2
Coding region: 89-3184 (1031 amino acids)
Source: RefSeq, a predicted model, not a curated record